UAAAGUGGGAAACAAAGGACGUGUUGAAGGUUCAAUAUGCAAUGCCUACCUAACUGAGGAGACAACGAACUUCUGCUCCAACUACUUUCAGCUCGGGGUUGACACAAAAUCAAGGGACUUAGGAAGAAAUGUCAAUCCUGAUGUUGCUAGCACACAUGGUCUUGGUGUCCCCGAGUUGUUCAGGGAAGACUGCGGUCGACCGGGAACAGAUGGACGUUUGCGAUGGUUGCAAGACAAGGAGUACGAUCGAGCACAUCUUUACGUACUUGCAAACAGUGGCAUCUUAAGUGAUUAUGAAAGGCGAUUCGAGGAUUAUAUUGUCAAUUCAAGACCGAACAUUGCUAAGGAUGAUGUGUGGAGCAAAUGCGAAGCCGAGUUCCCUAGUUGGUUCAAGACAAAUGUCCUUGGUGCCAUGAUAAGUGACGAUGUCACUCGAGCUCUUGCUAUGGGUCCUUCCAGACAAGUGACAAUGUGGAAUCAGUUUUUUGUGAAUGGAUAUAACUUUCAUACACAGGAAUAUGGCAAGAAUAAGUCAACUAUGAACUAUGGUGUAUGUGUACAAGCUGCUGAUAGAGCUGAUUACUUUGGCAUUUUAGAGGAGGUUAUUGAACUGGUGUACCAUGGUAAUUUGGGUGUUUAUAAGAUAAUUUUGUUCAAGUGCAAUUGGAUGGACUCAGACAAAGGUAAUAUGAACAUUCAUGAACAAUACAAACUUGUGGAAGUCAAUCACACAAAAAAAUACCCAAAAUAUGAUCCGUUUGUAUUGUCGUACCAAGUUAGCCAAGUAUACUACGCGCCGUAUUCCAGUCUUAGGAGGGAUAAAGUGCAAUGGUGGGCUGUAUUUAAAACGAAGGCAAGGUCCGAAGUUGAUGCCCCGGUUGAUUUGGAUGUUCUCCAGGAGGAAAGAGUUGAUACCGCUGCAGUUCUUUGUGCUCCGGAUGAGAUACCAGAUUAUGAUGCUGGUGACGACAACAAUAAUGAUGAGAUCAUGGAAUUUGAGGCGCCGAAUGAACAAGGAGAACCAGGUGAAUAUGAAAGCAGCGACGAGACUGGUGAUUUGACUGACGAUGAUGAUGAUGACGAGGAUGAUUUGUUUGAUGACGUUUAGUGUAUUUUGUUACCUUAUGUAGUUUGCUUUUGUUGUAAGACAAUAUGUUUGUCAUUUUAUCGCUAGUGCAGACCUCUAUGUGU
Messenger RNA from Beta vulgaris subsp. vulgaris (sugar beet), 1191 nucleotides. RefSeq names its product pheromone-processing carboxypeptidase KEX1-like. Bases 413 to 1108 code for a protein of 231 amino acids. The record is from RefSeq and is a predicted model, not a curated record. Lineage: Eukaryota; Viridiplantae; Streptophyta; Magnoliopsida; Caryophyllales; Amaranthaceae. The transcript has 3 exons.